Molecule: messenger RNA, 2319 nt
Organism: Aureobasidium namibiae CBS 147.97
Lineage: Eukaryota; Fungi; Ascomycota; Dothideomycetes; Dothideales; Saccotheciaceae
Exons: 1
Coding region: 1-2319 (772 amino acids)
Source: RefSeq, a predicted model, not a curated record
AUGUCCUCCGACCAGCCACGUCACCGCUUCGAUCCGACUCCGGUCGAGACAUCUUCCAAGUCAAAUCGUCAAGCUGCACAAUCAGACGAGAAUGUUGCUCCCCGAAGGUUUAAUGUCCAACCCGCCGAGACCACGGUACGAAGCAGCAAAGACACCAACACCAAUGGUCAAGCUGCCACUCAAUCCCCGCCGAGACGCUUCAGACCAACGCCCGUCGAGACAAGUAAAAAGAGUUCUCGGGAAACACAACAGUCUCAACAGCCUGCCAGAAGGUUCGCGCCCGAACCUGUCGAGACCAGUGUGAAGAGCAGCAAAGACAAAGAUCAAUCACCACAACAACCCGCCAGAAGAUUCGCUCCUGAGCCUGUUGAGACAAGUACAAAGAGCAACCGACAGUCAGAUCCGCCGGCAGAGAAGCCCAAAUCACGCUUUCUGCCACAGCCCAUAGAGAUGACGUCUAACAGCAACCGCGGAAAGUCAAGGUCCCCUCAAACGAACUCCCCUGCAACAAAUUCUCCUGCCACAAAAUCUCCUCAGACAAAGUCGCCUCCGAACGAGGCAGUAUCUCCUUCAUCACAGCCUCAAGACGCCCCUGUGCAAAAGCCAAAACGUAAAUUCGCUCCCCAGCUGAUCGACACAUCAAGUCGGACUCGAAAGAACUCGGACGAGAAGCCUUCUUGGAAUUCAAACCACCGGACCGACAUGUCGCCUGGAGAGGAGACCAGAGUCGCAUACAACAACUUAGGUCAGCAGAUCACUAUCGCCAACCGCGAGGAGACCACUCCACCGACCGAAUAUCCCCGCUUUAUCAUGCCCUUUGCACGCCGAAAAGAUCGAUCCGACUCGGCUCGCAGUCAUUCGUUCCGUAUGCCUGAGCUCGAGACCAUCGAGAGCUCUGAAAGUGAGCCUAGUGCCCCACCUAGUCUUUCCACCAGUCCUUCGUCCAACGACUUCUCGCUCGGAGCCGCCAUGGAGCCAAUCAGCAAUCCUGCAUACAAGCACGCUACGAGAAUUCGUGAGAGCGUUGACGAGACGUUCAGUCGCUACCUUCUCGAGCUUGAAGGCAGGAAGACUCAAGCGAAACUCCAGGAACAAGCACUUGCGGCUUUCCCCAACUCGGAUAUCCACGAGCCCGUCGCGCAUUUCAUGAAUGGUGAGAGCGAAGAUGAAGACGAGGAAAUGGACGACCGCCCAGCGACUUGGGAGGGCCACGAUGAGGACGAUUAUAUGAUCCGUACACCACACGGUCGCGGCUCGACUCAUGGGACAUAUGAGGUUCGCGAGAUGCAUCAGCACUUCGAGGAAAUGGAGCAAGAGCGUUUGGCUGCUGGUACAACGAGAAGAAAGUCGUCUGUGAAGCCCUCGCCAUGGUGGAACCCCGGAGGUCAUGAUUUCGCUGGCUCUAGGAUGCCUGAUAAUGAGGCACGAGCAAUGCGUGAUAGAGCACGUCCGCCUAUGCUUGGUGCCGAUUUGAAGUUCCCUCGUUCCGCAUCACCAGAUGCUGCACGUUUCGACGUCACUCAAGGGUCCAACCAGUUGCGUAGUCAAAUGUGCUACCUCACUGAACAGUCCCAAAUAGAAGUGUCACCGGAAGGUCUUUGGGGCGGCAAAAAGGAAUCGGGAGAUCCUUCCCAGCAUCAAAAGAGCGUGCAGAAGAGUCAAAACACCAUAUACAGCCAGAAGAGCACAACUUCGCAGAAUGGUGGUGGACUUUGGGGAGGUUUCUGCGUGGAUGAUCAAAAGUCUGGCGAUAAUGGUCUUGCUCCUCCAACAGCAGGCACCCAAACUGGUCUGAUGACACCGGCUGUUGAACGUCCAAAUCCGUUUGAGGGCCCCUUCAGCCAACCACCCCCAAUGAUCUUGCCUCAAACACCACCGGAGAAUAUGGACUUCAACAGGAUUGACAUCAUCUUGAGCGAAGACCAAGAUCUCGACGAAAUGAUGGAGCGCGAAUUCCCUGACUCUUUCAUCACUCAGGUAUACAACUACCUCUCUUUGGGUUACCCAACUAUCGCUCGGGCCUACGACGAAGAGUUGUGCAAGAUCAGCCACAUCCCCAUCUCCGACCUUCGACAUGACGACGAGAUCGCCAAGAAAAUGCCUCGUGGCUACAUUCGACUGGGCGAGGAUUUCGAAGGCAGAGACGAUGGUUCGGAUCAAUUACUUGAGGAGGGUGGGUGUGCGAGAUGGACAGCACUCAAGAAGUAUAUCCGGGAAUGGGCACGCCAAGAGAAGGACAUGGUCAAGACCGGUUCUUCAGGUACGGGGCUUGGAGGUAACUGGGGCACUGGAGCUAGAAGGGGUAGUUGGGCAUGGUAG